Lacerta agilis (Sand lizard) is the source of this 1937-nucleotide messenger RNA. RefSeq names its product tektin 4 (gene TEKT4). The coding region runs from base 468 to 1811 and encodes 447 amino acids. Lineage: Eukaryota; Metazoa; Chordata; Lepidosauria; Squamata; Lacertidae. The record is from RefSeq and is a predicted model, not a curated record. Gene Ontology annotation, biological process: cilium movement involved in cell motility; cilium assembly. Gene Ontology annotation, cellular component: microtubule cytoskeleton; sperm flagellum; nucleus. The transcript is spliced from 6 exons.
UACAAAAAAAAUGAUUAAAACAAUUGCAAAGCAAUUGACGACAACAGUGGGAAGCCCCAUUGUAAUUACAGCACAAGGAAAAACAAAGCUGAAAUGAUUAGGAUGCUGCUGCUAUAUUUUUGAUUUUGCUAAUGUGGCAAUUUGUAUCCACAUUGAUUAGUGCACUGGGAGCUCAGCUCCAGAAUCCUUCCUUUUGCAAAUGAUGAUCCCAGCCCUGUUGCCCCAUUGGCUCGCUGCAAUCUCCCUAGGCGACGAGAGGCCGUGUCAGGCCUAAAGGAACAUUCCCCACAUGGCUCAUUGGCUUCAGGCGUCGCCAGGGGCAACAGGACAACACGGAGCCUCAGCAAGGCUUUGCAGUUUUCUCGUAGGUGAGCAUCCCCAGUGAGCCUGGUGACUUUCCUGGCUGGGGGAAUCCUCUUUGUGGAGUUUGUUUGCACCCGUGGUUGGCUUGAACAGCUACUGGCACUAUGUCUCACCCUGGUAUCCUCCUGACCAAGGAGCCAGCUCCCCAGACCAUCCCUGUCUCCGAGUUGCCCAUGAAAGUCUACGAGCCGGCGCUGAACACUGGCCCUGAUUCCUCCAGUGGUUUGGCCACCGCUGGCUUCCGCACAGCCAAGUACCUGCCUGAGGAAUGGCACCAGCACAACUACGCCCGGUACCACGAAGCCUUUGCCGAUCGCGACCACUCCGAGCGAGUCCGCCUCGAGUCCCAGAACGUGGCUGCCUACACGGCGGAGCUGGCUCAGCGUACCCAGGAGGACUCCACCGUUAAGGUAGGCGAACGCCUCCAGGACAUCCACUUCUGGAAGUCGGAGCUCCAGAGGGAGAUUGAGGACCUCACAGAGGAGACGAACUUGCUGGCAGCCCAGAAGCUGCGCCUGGAGAGGGCCAUCGACGCUACUGAGAUCCCGUACAGCAUCGCCAUGGACAACCUGCAGUGCCGCGAGCGCCGGCUGCCUCCUGAUCUGGUGAGGGACCAGGUGGAGGUGGAGUUGCUCAAGGAAGCUGAGCUCAUCAGAAACAUCCAAGAGCUACUGAAACGAACUGUGAAGCAAGCUAUUAAUCAGAUACAAUUAAAUCGAGAUCACAAGGAGAUCUGUGAAAUGGACUGGUCUGACAAAGUCGAAACUUACAACAUUGACGAGAAAUGUGGGAGGUACAAUAACCAGAGCACAAACAUCCAGUUCCAUCCAAGCACAUCGAGGUUCGAGGACAGCGCUUCCACGCCCGAGACGUGGGCCAAGCACAGCCACGACAACAUCUAUCGGGCCGAGCGAGAGAAGCUGGCGUCCAUCAAUCUCCGUGCCCUGAUCGACAACAUCCUCCGCGACACGGCCGAGGACCUCCGCAUGCAGUGCAACCGGGUGAACGACGCCUUCGCCCAGCAGCUGGAGGUGUUGGAGGAUGCCAAGCACAAACUGGAGCAUCACCUGAAGAAAACUCUUAAGGAAAUUGGAGAUCAAGAGCACAACAUUGAAGCUCUCAAGCAAGCUAUUAAAGACAAGGAAACUCCACUCAAGGUGGCUCAGACGAGGCUCUAUGACCGUUCAUUCAGGCCCAAUGUGGAUCUCUGUAGAGACGCUGCUCAGUUUAGGCUGGUCAGUGAAAUCGAAGAACUGACAGCGUCCAUUGAGGCUCUCAAGAAGAAGCUUCUGGAGUCAGAGCAGGCACUGCGCAACCUCGAAGACUCUCGGAUGAGUCUCGAGAAGGAGAUUGCCGUGAAGGCCAACAGCAUCUUUAUUGACAGGCAGAAAUGCAUGGCACACCGAGCGCGAUACCCUACCAUCCUCAGACUAGCAGGCUAUCAGUAGCCACUGCUGCCUCCUGUAGAGGAGAGCGACCCACUUGCCUCGACUGACGAGAGAUCAGUUGCACAGGAACGUGAACUUCUCUUCCCUCCCCCAGUUUUUGGUUUGUGUUGAAAUAAAAUGCAGAUA